AGAGCUCAGGGAUGGUGGUGGCAGCGGCGCUGGGGGGGGGGGGAUGCUGUGGCUGGGGGGCUGAGGAUGUCUCACAGAGCCGGGCUGGUCUCCCCGUAACCAGAGAGCUCCUCUAAUCUCCCAAGGGUGAAGGCAGAGAGGGAGGAAGAGGAAGGAACCUGCGUAUUUCCCAGCCACGCUCUCCCCAGGAGGAGGCCGCCGGGAGCCCCUCUUGGAUCCAUCCUCCUCCCUUUCCCCCUCCCUCCCUCCCCCCCCCAAAAAAAAAAACCACCAACCCCCUCUCCCUCCAGCAGCAGCUCACCAAGGAACGAUGAAAAAAAAUAAUUCUGCAAAAAGGGGGCAGCAGGAUGGGAACCAGCAACCUGUGCAGCCGGAGAAGGUCGGCUGGGUGAGGAAAUUUUGCGGGAAAGGCAUUUUUCGGGAGAUCUGGAAAAACCGUUAUGUGGUUUUGAAGGGAGAUCAGCUUUACAUCUCGGAGAAGGAGGUAAAAGAUGAAAAAAACAUCCAGGAAAUGUUUGACCUGAGUGAUUAUGAGAAAUGUGAAGAGCUCAGGAAGUCCAAAAGCAGAAGCAAAAAGAACCACAGCAAAUUUACCCUGGCCCACUCCAGACAGCCCGGGAACACGGCACCAAAUCUGAUAUUCCUUGCUGUGAGUCCAGAAGAGAAGGAGUCCUGGAUUAAUGCCCUCAACUCUGCAAUCACACGUGCUAAAAACCGCAUCUUAGAUGAGGUCACUGUUGAAGAGGACAGCUACCUGGCCCACCCCACACGGGACAGAGCCAAGAUCCAGCACUCCCGACGGCCCCCGACACGGGGACACCUGAUGGCUGUGGCAUCUACCUCAACCUCUGAUGGCAUGCUGACACUCGACCUGAUCCAGGAGGAAGACGCCUCUCCAGAGGAUCACAGCACCUGUGAGGAGAGUUUCCGGGUGGAUCUGGACAAGUCUGUGGCACACCUGACUGCCGGACGGCGCCGCUCGGAUUCCGAGAACGUCAAAUCCCCGGAGAAAGGCCGGACAGGGAGUCUCCCGAGACAGGAGGUGACCUCCUGGGACAGGUUUGGGCAGCGCAAGGACUCCUUUGACAAAGGGACCAUGUACACGCCGCAGGUCCCCAAAAAGCUCUCGCACUCCGAGAAGAAUAAAUGUGCCUCCAUGGAAGAAAUCCUGUCCCGCCGGGACUGUUCGGCGCAGCGGGCGGUGCUGAGGAGGGGGCUGGAGGCCCAUUUUGCCUCAGCAGAACCAGAGCAGCUCUCCCGGAUACAAGAACUGGUUGCACUCAAACUGGAAAAAACUCAGGAACUGCUGACAGAGGUGAAGGGCUACGGGGAAGGCAAGAGAAAGACCAAGGAUUCUAACACCAGCACCACCACCACCACCACCUCUUCUUCCUCAUCAUCUUCCAAGACGGACUCUGAAAGGAUCCUGCAGGAAUCUGAGAGGUUGCUGGGGGAGGCUUCCUCCACCUGGAGCCAAGCCAAGAGGGUGCUGCAGGAGAUCAAAGAGCUGAGGGACCUGUACAAACAGUUGGAACUGCAGCAGUCGGACUCAAAACCCAAACAGAGCUCACAGUCUCAGUUCAGGAAGAGCAUGAUGUGAAGGCAAGCCUCGGGCUGGGGCGGGAGGGGCAGGGGAGGGCAGCCAGUUGGUCUUUCUUUUUUUAUUAUUCUUUAAUUAUUAUUAUUUACAGUGUUCAAAAGAGUGAAAAGGUGCCUGUUCUCACCCAAAUUUGCUUCUCAAAGCUUGAACCCUUCCUUUCCUCCACUGCCCCCCCUGACGAAACAACCCGGUGUUCCAAUAAAUCCAGUUCCAGUUGAUACCUCCUUUUUUAAAGAGCACCCUUUGCACCCCAGGCCUGUGUCCAGAAAAUUCCCUUGUCCCUUCCCAGAAGAUUCCCCUGCAUGCCUGGAGCAGCACGUGCACAGCAACGGGGACAGAUGCUCUUGUGCUGUACGAGCCCUGGCUUUGCUGCUCUGCUGUCUGAGCUGUGUCCUGCAUCACAGCUCCUUGACCAAGAGUCUCGUCUUGUUCCCUCACUGUCCUCUUGGAAAUAAAUGACAAAAACAAAAA
Molecule: messenger RNA, 2071 nt
Organism: Apus apus (common swift)
Lineage: Eukaryota; Metazoa; Chordata; Aves; Apodiformes; Apodidae
Gene: PLEKHO1
Product: pleckstrin homology domain containing O1
Exons: 6
Coding region: 311-1600 (429 amino acids)
Biological process (GO): regulation of myoblast fusion
Cellular component (GO): ruffle membrane; muscle cell projection membrane
Source: RefSeq, a predicted model, not a curated record